This is a messenger RNA of Microstroma glucosiphilum, 1739 nucleotides long. RefSeq lists its product as hypothetical. NCBI's taxonomy places the organism in Eukaryota, Fungi, Basidiomycota, Exobasidiomycetes, Microstromatales, Microstromataceae. The record is from RefSeq and is a predicted model, not a curated record. The transcript is spliced from 3 exons. The coding region runs from base 323 to 1435 and encodes 370 amino acids. Gene Ontology annotation, cellular component: Golgi apparatus.
CUACCUACACUCCCUCACGACACAUCGUCCCCACCCUCGCUCCCUCUCCGACGUCUUCCCUCUCCCCGAGACACGAUCACUCCUUGCUGCGUCCCACGCUCUUCGCCCUCGAUACCCGUUCUGGUCACUCUCAAGACCUCUCCUCCUAGAUCGGCUUCAAGAACCCGCGACCCCUUUACAACCCUUAUAUUCCCGCCUCUUGCUCGAUCUAGACCUGCCGCGUCUGUAUAUUAUCAUCCUUGGCAUCGACGACCUUUACACUAUCGGCCAGGCAUCGGGGAAGUCUUCACUUCGACGCCUUACCGACUAGACGAGAGUUGCAAUGCUAGCCACGUCUAUACACACCAAGACGGGCAGGCCCAGGCGGGGGUCCUCCCAUCCUCUUCUCGCCUGGAUCCCGCAAUCAUGGCCCCAACGCCUCUUCAUCCUCAUCACACUGACCGAAGCAUGCACAAAUGUGGCCAUUGAAGCGGUCUUGCUUUCGAGGUAUAACUCCUCGCAGGGUACCAGUCUGGGGGCGGACACGCUGAGGGCGUUGCCGGUGUUUGUGCUGUGCUUUUGCAUGGCGCAUACAUAUCAAGUCAUCUUGACCAUUGAUGCCUGCUAUAAUCGUAACAUGAUCAUGGUGGUUGGACUUGGGGUAUUCAACGCCGCCUUCUUGGUGUAUUCUCUGAUCCAAAUUGGCGAAGUCAGACAGGUGCUAGGUGACGGCGUACAAGAGGGUUCCGGACAGCAUGUACCCGUACAGAUCCUCACCGGAGCAAUCCCAGUGGUGAUCGGUGUCGCACAAUUGGCAUACAUGGUCCUGGGAUGGUCACUGUGGAAGGAGUUCGGAUGGCAGAUCUACAAGUCCAUCAUUGGAGCUGAUCGGAUGCUCAAGAAGGCUUUGAUGCAGUAUCAGGUCUACGUGGUCCUUCUGAAGUUUGACUUCUUCGUCUUCCUUGCCUUUUGUCUUCAGCUCGUUCUGAUCGUGCUUACCUCUGACAUCGUCGAAAAAGUCCUGACGAUGGUCGCAGCGCCAUUGGUGCUCUUCCUGCUCAUCUUUGCAUGGUGGUCCGUCCGCCGAGAGAAGAGGUGGGGCAUGAUCGUCUUCAUGGUUGGUCUUGUAGGAGCUGCCUUCUACUUCAGCUGGAAGCUCUGGCGCAUCUGGUCACAAAAGGACGGAUUGUACGCGGAAGUGUACAAGAGCUUGACCGUAUUCUGCGUCCUGGCGCUAGCGCUCGACGUAUCAACCAUGAUCCUCGGUGUCCGUUGUCUGACCAACUUCGGCAGAGGGCUCUGCCAGGCUAUGGACAGGGCCAAGAACGAACGCAAAGCUGCUUCCGCUGUGGGAAUGCAUCCCCCUGGCUUCGGCGGAUCUGGCAAGGACCUUCUGCCCUUGAGCAGCAACAGUACGCUUCAUCUUCCGGCUCAACCGCGGAUCAGCCUCGAUUGAGGAGCUGCUGAGCGAUUGGCAGCUCCAACACGCGCUCUUGUAUAUAUCAACGACGACUUCCCUGGGACCCAUCUUCGCCGGUUCGAAUGCGGUCACCUCAAGCACCAUACCCCUCCCUGUCCCUGUCCUUUCUAGAGUCCUCCCUCUCCUCCUCGACUCAACGCCUGUAAUUAUAGUCAUUAUGCCCCGUCAUCACGUCAAAGUCUUUCUUGACUCGCACCGUCAUUGCUUCUUUAACCCAUCAUUGUUGCCAAUGUCAAGGGCUCCACACCAUUGGAGCUGCCAAUUUUGUGGUACUUCAGGG